CAAGUAUCCACUUGACGAUGGCCGGCCUCUCGACGCGUGGCCAGCGCGCGCUGCAGCCCGCGCUCUCAUACUGGGCCAUGACCAUGGAGGCGAUGAAGGACCAUGCGACCGAGGCCAACCUCGACGGCUACGUGGCGGUCUCGGUCGCCGAGAACCGCAUCCUCAACGCGCCCAAGUUUAUUGGCAAGCUCCACGAUAGCCUCGCCGGCGUCGACAAGUCGGCGCUAGGCUACGACGACUUUACGGGCCGCGCCGGCUUCAAGGACGCGUACGCGAGCUUCAUCAACGCGACGCUCCUGCCGUCGCCUUUGUCAACGAAUGGCAUCGACCCAACUCACCUCUGCGUCUCAAGCGGCGCCGGGUCGCUCCUCGCCCACUUGAGCUCGCUCCUCCACGACGAUGGCGACGGCCUCCUCCUCCCGACGCCCACGUACGGUGCACUCUACAACGACUUUUCGGUUGUCGCAGGCACCAAGGUCCUCGACGUUCCCAUGAUGAGCUCGUACGAUCUCUCGCUAUCUGCCUUUGACGCCGCGUACGACCGCGCGGUCGCGGCAGGUACCUCACCCAAGUCGGUCGUCGUCCUCAACCCCGACAACCCGCUCGGGCGCAUCCGCAGCGCCGACACGAUCCGGGCGCUGGCCGACUGGUGCGCGGCAAAGCGACUGCAUCUGAUUGUCGACGAGAUCUACGCCAACUCGGUGCACACGCCCGAGAACAGCGUUGACGCGUUCGAGUCGGCGAUCGCGUCGCUCGGGACCGUCGACGCGGCCACGGGGCACGUCCGCCUUCCAUCGCACGUGCACGUCAUCUGGGGCUUCUCCAAGGACUGGGCGACGUCCGGCUUGCGCGUCGGCGUCCUCCACAGCAGCAACGACGACGUCCGCCAAGCGCUCUCGAACGUGCUAUACUUUUCGGGUGUCCCGAACGUCCUCCUCGACAGCCUCGCGACGAUGCUACGUGAUCUGCCGUGGUGCAAAGCGUACCUAGCGGAGAACAACGCGCUGCUCCGGUCCUCUUACGCGGCCAUCGCCGCCGUGCUGGAGGCGCAUAACGUGCCGUAUGUGCCCGCGGCCGCCGGCAUGUUUGUCUGGAUCGACCUCCGCGCUUUUCUCGAGGCGCCGACGUUUGCCGCCGAGCAGGCGCUGACGCAGGCGCUGUUUGUCCAUGCCAAGAUCAUCAUGACGCCGGGUGAGGCGCAGCAUGCUCCGGCGCCGGGCUACUACCGCAUCUGCUUCGCAACGACGACGCCAACGAUCGCCGCCCACGGCCUCGACCGCGCUCUUACAUACUUGCGAUCGCAGACGUCGUUGACAUCUUGAAUACACCGUAUAGCGACAUGUCGAUUGUUUCAAGUUGAUAGAAACGGGGCAAC
Saprolegnia diclina VS20 is the source of this 1375-nucleotide messenger RNA. RefSeq lists its product as hypothetical. Bases 18 to 1322 code for a protein of 434 amino acids. The transcript has 3 exons. The record is from RefSeq and is a predicted model, not a curated record. Gene Ontology annotation, biological process: biosynthetic process; amino acid metabolic process. Gene Ontology annotation, molecular function: transaminase activity; pyridoxal phosphate binding. NCBI's taxonomy places the organism in Eukaryota, Oomycota, Saprolegniomycetes, Saprolegniales, Saprolegniaceae.